Phacochoerus africanus (Common warthog) is the source of this 4822-nucleotide messenger RNA. RefSeq names its product thyrotropin releasing hormone degrading enzyme (gene TRHDE). The transcript has 19 exons. Gene Ontology annotation, cellular component: cytoplasm. NCBI's taxonomy places the organism in Eukaryota, Metazoa, Chordata, Mammalia, Artiodactyla, Suidae. Bases 1 to 3201 code for a protein of 1066 amino acids. The record is from RefSeq and is a predicted model, not a curated record. Gene Ontology annotation, molecular function: peptide binding; zinc ion binding; metalloaminopeptidase activity. Gene Ontology annotation, biological process: peptide catabolic process; proteolysis.
AUGGCCCUGGACGGCGAGCGGGGGGAACAAGAGGAGGAGAAGAAAAAGAAGAAGAAGAAAAAGAAGAGGAAGAAGAAGAAGGAGGAGGAGGGGGCUAAGAAGAGCAGCUCACCCUUCGUGGCCACGAUGGGGGAGAACGACGCCGCGCUCCGGGCCGGCGGCAGGGGGCUCUCGGACCCGUGGGCGGACUCCGUGGGGGUACGACCCCGCACCACCGAGCGCCACAUUACGGUGCACAAGCGGCUAGUGCUGGCCUUCGCCGUGUCCAUCGUGGCGCUGCUUGCGGUUACUAUGCUCGCGGUGCUGCUCAGCUUGCGCUUCGACGAGUGUGGGGCAAGCAUACCGCCCGGUGCCGACGGCGGCCCCGCGGGCUUCCCAGCGCGCGGCGGCAACGAGAGCCUUCCGGGUUCUUCACGGCGCGACCACCACGCUGGCGGAGAUUCCUCACAGCCCGGGGCAGGCAGGGAGGACACUCCUGAGACCCCGUCUGCCCAGCCGCCGUCGGAGGAGGAGCAAGAACAGUGGCAGCCAUGGACUCAGCUGCGCCUGUCGGGCCACCUCAAGCCGCUACACUACAAUCUGAUGCUCACCGCCUUCAUGGAGAACUUCACCUUCUCCGGGGAGGUCAACGUGGAGAUCGCAUGCCGGAACGCUACUCGCUACGUCGUGCUGCAUGCCUCCCGGGUCGCUGUCGAGAAGGUGCAGGUGGCCGAGGACCGGGUGGCUGGGGCAGUCCCCGUGGCCGGCUUUUUCCUCUACCCGCAAACCCAGGUCUUGGUGGUGGUGCUGAAUAGGACCCUGGACGCGCAGAGGAAUUACAAUCUGAAGAUCAUUUACAACGCCCUGAUCGAGAACGAGCUCUUGGGCUUCUUCCGCAGCUCCUACGUGCUCCACGGGGAGAGAAGAUUCCUUGGUGUUACUCAGUUUUCACCUACACAUGCCAGAAAGGCAUUUCCUUGUUUUGAUGAGCCAAUCUACAAGGCUACUUUCAAAAUCAGCAUCAAGCAUCAAGCAACCUAUCUAUCUUUAUCCAAUAUGCCAGUGGAAACGUCUGUGUUUGAGGAAGAUGGAUGGGUUACGGAUCACUUUUCACAGACUCCUCUCAUGUCCACGUAUUACUUAGCCUGGGCAAUCUGCAACUUCACCUACAGAGAAACUACCACAAAGAGUGGGGUUGUAGUACGAUUAUAUGCAAGACCUGAUGCGAUCAGAAGAGGAUCUGGGGACUACGCUCUCCAUAUAACAAAGAGAUUAAUAGACUUUUACGAAGACUACUUUAAAGUGCCCUAUUCCUUGCCAAAACUAGAUCUUUUAGCUGUGCCUAAGCAUCCGUAUGCUGCUAUGGAGAACUGGGGACUAAGUAUUUUUGUGGAACAAAGAAUACUCCUGGAUCCCAGUGUUUCAUCUAUUUCUUAUUUGCUGGAUGUCACCAUGGUCAUUGUUCAUGAGAUAUGUCACCAGUGGUUUGGUGACCUCGUGACUCCUGUGUGGUGGGAAGAUGUGUGGCUGAAGGAGGGUUUUGCUCACUACUUUGAGUUUGUUGGUACAGACUACCUCUACCCUGGCUGGAACAUGGAAAAACAGAGGUUUCUGACGGAUGUUCUCCACGAAGUGAUGCUGCUUGAUGGCCUGGCAAGUUCCCAUCCAGUAUCACAGGAAGUGCUACGGGCAACAGAUAUCGACAGGGUGUUUGACUGGAUCGCAUAUAAAAAGGGUGCUGCUCUAAUUAGAAUGCUGGCUAAUUUUAUGGGCCAUUCAGUAUUUCAGAGGGGUUUGCAAGAUUACUUAACCAUUCAUAAGUAUGGCAAUGCAGCCAGAAAUGAUCUCUGGAAUACACUAUCAGAGGCAUUAAAAAGGAAUGGAAAAUAUGUAAAUAUACAAGAAGUAAUGGAUCAGUGGACGCUCCAGAUGGGUUAUCCUGUUAUCACCAUCUUCGGAAAUACAACAGCAGAAAAUAGAAUAAUAAUUACUCAGCAACAUUUUAUUUAUGACAUCAGUGCUAAAGCUAAACCACAUGAACUUCAAAAUAGCAGUUACCUGUGGCAGAUUCCACUAACUAUUGUGGUAGGAAAUAGAAGCCAUGUGUCUUCAGAAGCAAUUAUCUGGGUGUCUAACAAAACAGAACACCACAGAAUAACUUCUUUGAACAAAGGAAGCUGGUUGCUGGGGAAUAUCAACCAAACUGGCUAUUUUAGAGUCAACUAUGAUUUAAGGAAUUGGAGAUUAUUAAUCGAUCAAUUAAUCAGGAACCAUGAGGUUCUCUCUGUCAGUAACCGAGCAGGUUUGAUCGACGACGCCUUCAGCCUAGCCAGAGCUGGCUAUUUGCCUCAAAACAUUCCCCUGGAGAUUAUCAGAUACCUGUCUGAGGAGAAGGAUUUUCUUCCUUGGCACGCUGCCAGCCGAGCUCUUUAUCCUCUAGAUAAAUUACUGGACCGCAUGGAGAAAUACAAUGUCUUCAAUGAGUAUAUUUUAAAGCAAGUUGCAACAACAUACAUCAAGCUUGGAUGGCCAAAAAACAAUUUUAAUGGAUCUCUUGUUCAAGCAUCCUACCAACAUGAAGAACUACGUAGAGAGGUUAUCAUGCUGGCAUGCAGCUUUGGCAACAAGCACUGCCACCAACAGGCAUCAACACUUAUUUCAGAUUGGAUUUCCAGCAACAGGAACAGAAUACCACUAAAUGUUAGAGACAUCGUCUACUGUACAGGAGUUUCACUACUAGAUGAGGAUGUCUGGGAAUUCAUAUGGAUGAAAUUCCACUCCACCACGGCCGUUUCUGAAAAGAAGAUAUUGUUGGAAGCUUUAACUUGCAGUGAUGACAGGAAUUUAUUAAAUAGGCUUUUAAAUCUAUCACUGAAUUCUGAGGUGGUGCUGGAUCAAGAUGCAAUUGAUGUGAUAAUCCAUGUAGCUCGAAAUCCACAUGGCCGAGACCUUGCUUGGAAGUUUUUCAGAGAUAAAUGGAAGAUAUUAAAUACCAGGUAUGGAGAAGCACUCUUUAUGAAUUCCAAACUUAUCAGUGGAGUUACAGAAUUUCUUAAUACUGAAGGUGAAUUGAAAGAGCUAAAGAACUUCAUGAAGAGCUAUGAUGGAGUAGCUGCUGCCUCUUUCUCAAGAGCUGUGGAAACUGUUGAAGCCAAUGUACGCUGGAAAAUGCUUUAUCAAGACGAGCUUUUCCAAUGGUUGGGAAAAGCUCUGAGGCACUAAUAUGUGUCUCUUAUAAACAAUUCGACUCAGAAUUUUUGGGAAGACCUGCUUUGUGUGGAAUGAGGAUAAUGGCCAGAUUUUCAGUGUUAACAUGCGGGAGGAAACUUUUCGUUUAAUUUUUGGUUCUGGGGGAUUUUUUGGUUUCAUUCAUUCUAUUUUGUUUCUCUACUGGGCCUUCUUUAAAGAAACUCUUGCAAAUGAAACUAGCCAUGAUUGCUUCAGCCAUACAUUCCUCGCUAUACAGGACCAAAUAUGAUAGUGGUGCAUGUUGAUGUGGCAGUCAGUAUGGAAAAUCAUAUUCAGAAUAUUUUGUGCAUGGUCGUAUGGUCCUGCCUGUGUUCCAGCAUGCUUAUUUAAAAUGUCCAAUGUUGUAUGUGAAUAUAUGUUACAUCCAGGAUGGGCAUUAUGCAAAAGCACAAAGAUUAUCUAUGACAAUCAGUGUUGCAACGAAAGAAAAACUUUAAGAAGGAGUUCUAGAGUUAGUCCUGGGCAAUAUGAGAGGUGAAAUAGCCCUUUAAGUGAUCAGUGUCACUUAUUUCAGCACUUGGAUUGUCUUGCAAUGAUUACUGUGUGGCUAACUCAUUUUCUUUGAGUUAAAACUGUGUAUACAUUUAAAAAGGCAUAUAGAUAGUGUAUACAUAUGUGUAUGUACAUAGGGGAGCCCCAUAUGUAUAUAGUAUGUUGUACACUGCACUUGUGCAAAGAAUCUCUUCAGAUCAAAGAAAAUUUAUCUCUUUUUAUAAAUUUAGGCAAACUUUGAAAAGGCUUAGAAGAAUUUAGCUCCACAUUAUCCUUCCUGACCAUUUCCUAACUAAAUUUCUCAACUUUAUAGAUUUUUUUCAUCUACUUCCUGAAUUGUCUAUUCUACAUAAAAAAGUGAAUUCAAACAAAAUUUAUGUAUAAACACAGUGCUAAUUUUCUUAAGUGGCAGCCUCACAUCGUAAAUAUAGAUUCUGUGAUCAUUUUAGUUAUACUUCCUAUUUGAUAAAACCGUUGUGCAUACUUAAUGACUAUCAGUGCUGAGAAAGUGUUUAUUUUCCAUCUUGUUUGUUUUUCCAUCUCAUGUUGGGUGGUCCAGAGAGUUAAAAACUCUCUGUGUGUGUUGGUCUUUGUGUCUGUGUGGAUCUAAUCCCCCAUUAAGCAACCAUACCUCAAGCAGACUUUAAUGGACCUUUGAUGCCAGUUGUGCCAUCCAUUAAGAUUAAAAGUUUCUUUUCUUGAGCAAAACUUUUCCUUUGGCACUGCCAACUCUGUUCUACAUGGGAAUUUUAAAUAGGCUUUUCCUCACUGUGUAUUACGUAACACAAAUGUUUUUAAAUGCCAUUCUCACCCAAUGGGCCAGCUCUCCAAACAUUGCUUAGAUGCUCCAAAAUGAACAUAUUUUAAGUUUACCAUUAUGAUACCAAUGCAACUACUGUACAUAAGCCAAAUGUUUGUGUACCACUUUAUAUUUUCCUGAGGUUUCUCACUCUUCCAAAUCUUGCAAAUCACUGAAAGAAAUAUAUUCUAACUCUAAAAGUCACUGAACACUGGGAGGAAAAAAUAAGGUUAUUUUAGAGACCCAUAGAUUUAUUAUAAGCUUGUUUUAAAGAGGAACAAUUUCCUAAUCCAUAGAACAAGU